Cryptomeria japonica (Japanese cedar) is the source of this 1347-nucleotide messenger RNA. Its product is annotated as 1-aminocyclopropane-1-carboxylate synthase CMA101. The transcript has 4 exons. The coding region runs from base 1 to 1347 and encodes 448 amino acids. Gene Ontology annotation, molecular function: pyridoxal phosphate binding; transaminase activity. Lineage: Eukaryota; Viridiplantae; Streptophyta; Pinopsida; Cupressales; Cupressaceae. The record is from RefSeq and is a predicted model, not a curated record. Gene Ontology annotation, biological process: biosynthetic process; amino acid metabolic process.
AUGAAUGCACGCGGUGAAGAGAAAUGCAGGAGAGUAGGUUUGAGUAAGAGGAAAAGGAAUAAAAAUCUUUCAGAGAAGGCAACAUGUAGUGGUCAUGGGGAAGAUUCUCCUUACUUUGCAGGUUGGGAGGAAUACAGAAGGAAUCCAUAUGACCCCUUACACAAUCCCUCUGGGAUUAUCCAGAUGGGCCUUGCAGAGAAUAGGUUGUCUUCUGGUGUAGUGGAGGAAUGGUUGUCAAAUCACCCAGAAGCAUUAAUGAUUUCCAACCGGGAUUUGCUGAAAGACUUGGCACUUUAUCAGGAUUACCAUGGAAUGCCAGCGUUCAGAACGGCUUUAGCGAAUUUCAUGGGGGCAUUGGGAAGAAACAAAGUGAAAUUUGAAGCUGAGAGGAUAGUAAAUACUGCUGGAACAACUGCCGCCAACGAGGUAUUAAUGUUCUGUCUUGCUGAUCCUGGUGAUGUGUUCCUAGUGCCAUCUCCAUAUUACCCAGGCUUUGAUAGAGAUCUGAGGUGGCGAACGGGUGUAGAGAUCGUGCCUAUACAUUGUUACAGCUCCAACAAUUUUCAAAUCACCAAAUCAGCAGUAAAAUCAGCAUACAAGGACAGCCAGAAUCGAAACAAGAAUGUCCGAGGAAUUCUUAUAACAAAUCCAUGUAAUCCUCUGGGCACGACAUCAAGUGCUAAGACUUUGAAGAUGCUGCUAGAUUUCACCCAGAAGAAGAAAAUACAUCUUGUAUGCGAUGAGAUCUACUCGGGAUCAGUCUUUUCUUCUCCUCAGUUUCACAGCAUUGCAGAAAUUGUGACCAGGGAAUCUUCUACUCCUGAUAAUGUCCAUAUAGUCUAUGGUUUGUCUAAAGACCUGGGCCUUCCAGGCUUCAGAGUUGGUGCCAUAUAUUCCUAUAACAAUACUGUAGUCACUGCAGCUAGAAGAAUGUCUAGCUUUUGCAUGAUUUCUUCACAGACGCAAUAUUUAUUAUCAUGCAUGCUUUCAGAUUCUGACUUCGUUGAAUGUUAUAUAGCAGAGAACAAGAAAAGGCUAGAAGAGAGGCAUAAAUUGCUUGUCUCAGGGUUUGCUAAAGCGGGCAUUAAGCAUUUGAAUGGCAACGCCGGUCUUUUCUGUUGGGUCAAUAUGAGUCAUCUGCUAACCUCAAACGACCUAGAGGGAGAACUAAAACUAUGGAAAAGCAUAUUAUACGAAACCAAACUGAAUAUAUCUCCUGGAUCUUCGUUCAAUUGCAUGGAGCCUGGAUGGUUUAGAGUCUGCUUUGCUGAAUCAAAUAUAACCACCAUGGAAGUUGCACUACAGAGGCUUCAAAGAUUUGCUGAGAAAUACAAAGCCAUGUACUAA